Schizosaccharomyces cryophilus OY26 is the source of this 1056-nucleotide messenger RNA. Its product is annotated as peptidase. The transcript is spliced from 2 exons. Bases 1 to 1056 code for a protein of 351 amino acids. Gene Ontology annotation, cellular component: mitochondrion. The record is from RefSeq and is a predicted model, not a curated record. Gene Ontology annotation, molecular function: oxidoreductase activity. NCBI's taxonomy places the organism in Eukaryota, Fungi, Ascomycota, Schizosaccharomycetes, Schizosaccharomycetales, Schizosaccharomycetaceae.
AUGAACUCGAUUGACGAGACACCUACCAAAGCUGCUUGGGUUUAUAGCAGCACUGGACAACCACGGGAUGUUCUUAAACUUGAUAAGGAGUUUCCCAGUGAAAGAAACAAGCAUUUUAAGCCUGAUGAUGUCCUGGUCGAUGUUGUAGCUAUGAGCAUUAAUCCCGUUGAUUACAAGCUUAUGCAGACUUACCAAAUACUGCACAAGUUCAUGCACAAAUCUCCUGCCAUUCCUGGUUUUGAUUUUGCUGGAAAGGUUGCUGCCACGGGCCCUGAUGUUAGGGGUUUGAAGGUAGGCGACCGUGUUUGGGGAAGACAAUCCAUGGGCCGCUACAAGGAUCAGGGAGGAACUCUCACAACCCAGAUUCUUACUGAUACCAAAUGUUUAUACACUCUUCCCGAGUCGAUUAGCUUCAAUGAUGCUGCCGGUUAUGGUAUAGCCGGUCUCACUGCUUGGGAGGGUUUGGUCGACCACAUGAAGAUUGAGCCUGGUCAAAAGGUAGUCAUUGUCGGCGCUAGUGGUGGUGUAGGUACUUAUGCUAUCCAACUGGCAAAGGCUCUUGGUGCGGAAGUGACCAGCAUCAGCUCAACCACUAAUUUGCAAUUGUGCAAGUCUUUAGGUGCUACACAUGCAGUUGAUUACAAGUCAGAAGAUGUUGUCGCCAGGUUGGCCGAAUUGGGUCCCUAUGACCAUGUUUUCGAUUUAAUCAAUGACAAUGGUCUUUACCGCGCUUCUUCCAAAUUUAUGAAACAGGGAGGUGCUUUCUAUGGUAUCGCUGGCGAUAUUACCAUGGGAUAUCUGGCUAGUGCUUUAUCUCGCAAAUUUAGACCCAGAAUCUUGGGUGGUAGCUCUCAUCCUUAUCAUGAUUACCUUUUGCAGGCGGCACCAAAAACUAUUAAAGAGUUCUCUGAGUUUGUAUUUCAAAAUGGAAUCAAAACCGUUGUUGACAGCGUUUACAACUUUGAUCACGCUGUUGCUGCCUUCGAACGAGUGGCUUCUCACCGAGCUAAGGGAAAGCAUGGAUUGCAAAAUGAGAGGAUAGUACCCAAUGGAUGA